Molecule: messenger RNA, 1518 nt
Organism: Apiotrichum porosum
Lineage: Eukaryota; Fungi; Basidiomycota; Tremellomycetes; Trichosporonales; Trichosporonaceae
Gene: LPD1
Product: dihydrolipoamide dehydrogenase precursor
Exons: 6
Coding region: 1-1518 (505 amino acids)
Cellular component (GO): mitochondrion; oxoglutarate dehydrogenase complex
Molecular function (GO): flavin adenine dinucleotide binding; dihydrolipoyl dehydrogenase (NADH) activity
Source: RefSeq, a predicted model, not a curated record
AUGUUCGCCAGGGCACCCCUCUCUUCGGGCCUCCUCCGUCCCCUCACCAACCCCGCGUCGUCGCACGCUGCCUCGCGCGGUCUCCUCCGCGUCCGUGGCCUCGCCUCGGCUGCCGGCCCUUACGAUGUCGCUAUCAUUGGCGGCGGCCCCGGUGGUUACGUUGCGGCCAUUAAGUCUGCUCAGCUCGGCCUCAAGACCGUCUGCAUUGAGAAGCGUGGCGCUCUUGGUGGCACCUGCCUGAACGUUGGCUGCAUCCCUUCCAAGGCCAUGCUUAACAACUCGCACAUCUACCACACCAUCCAGCACGACACCAAGAACCGCGGUAUCGACGUCAUUGACGUCAAGCUCAACCUCCCUGCCAUGCUUGCUGCCAAGGAGACCUCCGUCAAGGCCCUCACUGGCGGUAUCGAGUCGUACCUGUUCAAGAAGUACGGUGUCGACUACAUCAAGGGCACUGCCUCGUUCGCUUCGUCGUCGCAGCUCGACGUUGCCCUCAACGAGGGUGGCGAGACCCAGGUCGAGGCCAAGAACAUUAUCAUCGCCACCGGCUCCGAGGUCACCCCCUUCCCCGGUCUCGAGAUUGACGAGGAGCGCAUCGUCUCGUCGACUGGUGCCCUCUCGCUCCAGGAGGUCCCCAAGCGCAUGAUCGUCAUUGGCGGUGGUGUUAUCGGCCUCGAGCUCGGCUCGGUCUGGUCGCGCCUCGGCGCCGACGUGACUGUCGUCGAGUUCCAGGGUGCCAUCGGUGCCGGCAUGGACGCCGAGGUCGCCAAGAACUUCCAGCGCAUCCUCCAGAAGCAGGGCUUCAAGUUCAAGCUCAACACCAAGGUCGUUUCGGGCGAGCGCGUCGGUGACGUUGUCAACCUCAAGGUCGACGCCGCCAAGGGCGGCAAGGAGGAGACCCUCGAGGCCGACGUCGUCCUCGUCGCUAUUGGCCGUCGCCCCGUCACCACCGGCCUCAACCUCGACAAGAUUGGCGUCGAGGUCGACUCGAAGGGCCGUGUCGUCAUUGACGACGAGUUCAACACCUCCGUCAAGGGUAUCAAGUGCAUCGGUGACGCCACUUUCGGCCCCAUGCUCGCCCACAAGGCCGAGGAGGAGGGUAUCGCCGCCAUUGAGAUUAUCAAGAACGGCCACGGUCACGUCAACUACGAGUGCAUCCCCUCGGUCGUCUACACCCACCCCGAGGUCGCUUGGGUCGGCAAGAACGAGGAGGAGCUCAAGGCCGCCGGUAUCAAGUACAAGGUCGGCAAGUACCCCUUCGCCGCCAACUCGCGUGCCAAGACCAACCAGGACUCGGAGGGCUUCGUCAAGCACCUCGUCGAGGCCGAGACCGACCAGAUCCUCGGCACCCACAUCAUCGGCUCCGCUGCCGGUGAGAUGAUUGCUGAAGCUACGCUCGCAAUUGAGUAUGGUGCUUCAGCAGAGGAUGUUGCUCGUACUUGCCACGCCCACCCCACGCUCUCGGAGGCCUUCAAGGAGGCUGCCCUUGCCUCAUACGACAAGCCCAUCAACUUCUAA